AUGACGAAGGCGACAAAACAAAACGUCGAGGCGGAGAAGCGCGGCAAGGGCAAGAAGGGCAAGAAGAAGAAGAAGGGCGGCGGGAGCGGCGGCGCUGGGCCGUCGCAGGAGCCCGAGGCGCCGGCGGAGGGUGCAGAGGCGCCAUCAGAGGGUGCCGAGGUGCCGUCGGAGGCAGCCGCAGCCGAGGCCGCGAAGAAGGCCGAGGAGGCGAGAUUGAUCAGGCUUCUCGAAAGUUGUCACGAGGAGAGGAUCCGGCUCGGCAUCACGGCGGAGAGCCAGGCAGCGGCUUUAGCUGAGAUGGACAUGACGCGCGCAUCUGGCACUGCGCCCGGCUGA
Emiliania huxleyi CCMP1516 is the source of this 336-nucleotide messenger RNA. RefSeq lists its product as hypothetical. Lineage: Eukaryota; Haptophyta; Isochrysidales; Noelaerhabdaceae. The record is from RefSeq and is a predicted model, not a curated record. The transcript is spliced from 3 exons. Bases 1 to 336 code for a protein of 111 amino acids.